Molecule: messenger RNA, 3431 nt
Organism: Seriola aureovittata
Lineage: Eukaryota; Metazoa; Chordata; Actinopteri; Carangiformes; Carangidae
Gene: hapln3
Product: hyaluronan and proteoglycan link protein 3
Exons: 5
Coding region: 78-1190 (370 amino acids)
Biological process (GO): cell adhesion
Molecular function (GO): hyaluronic acid binding
Source: RefSeq, a predicted model, not a curated record
CAGAGACACAGCAGAGGAUGAGGAGGAGAUGAACUGAAGACACGCAGGGCGGACAAGUGCUUAUCUAGGACAGCGUGAUGCUCAGUCUACUGCGCCCCCUACUGGCCGUCUGCCUGUACCUGCAGCUGCCCGGCGGUCAGGGCAGGAUCCCCGGGUACAACAACGGCUUUCAUUACCAGGACAUCAGCAACGGCAACGGCAACGGAGAGAUCUAUUUCAAUGGGGUUCGUCUACAUGUGGAAUCCCCGGAGCCUUCGGUGUCGGCCACCAGGGGGAGCAGUGUCACCCUUCCCUGUCACUACCACUACGAGCCCGAGCUCACCACGCCACGCAGGACCCGAGUCAAAUGGUCCUGGUUGCCUGCCAACACUAUCACUGCACCUGCUUCCCCUGAAGUCUUCACCAGGGAAACUGAAGUCAUGGUUGCCAUGGGCAACCGACACCGCAGCUAUGGCAACUUCCGGGGCCGUGUGCGCCUGAGACGCUCAGCACCAGGCGACAUGUCUCUAGUGAUCAAUGAGCUGCAGCUCAAUGACACAGGAAGAUAUCGCUGUGAGGUGAUUGACGGCCUGGAGGACGAGAGCGUGACUGUGGAGCUGGAGCUGCGAGGCGUGGUGUUCCCCUACUACUCUCAGAAAGGACGCUACCAUUUUAACUUCUUUGGGGCCCAACAAGCAUGUCAGGAUCAGGACGCCACUCUGGCUACGUUUGAGCAGCUCUUCGCAGCCUGGGAGGAGGGGCUUGACUGGUGUAACGCUGGCUGGUUGGCUGAUGGCACAGUGCAGUAUCCAAUCACAGUCCCACGUGACGGCUGCGGGGGUGUGGACUUAGCUGCUGGUUUGCGUAGCUACGGGCAACGAAAUCGCCUCCUCCACAGCUAUGAUGCUUUCUGCUUCUCUGCCUCUGUCAAGGGGACUGUCUACUUUUUAAAGCACCUGACCAAGCUAAACUUCACUGAGGCGGUCCAGGCUUGUGCCAGUGAUGGAAGUCAAAUUGCUAAAGUAGGCCAGCUGUACGCCGCCUGGAGGCUGAUGGGGUUGGACCGCUGUGAUGCCGGCUGGUUGGCUGAUGGAAGUGUGCGUUAUCCUAUCACAAAAGCCCGGGCUAACUGUGGCCCGCCUGAACCAGGGGUGCGUAGUUUUGGGUUCCCCCCUCUGUACCUAAAGUUUGAUGUCUACUGUUAUCGGUAGAUGCUCUGACUCAACACGAGACAAAAACAAAACCAUUCUAACAGCACACUGGUCCAAAGCUCGGCUCGGGAUGUUAGCGUUAGCUGUAGCCUGGAUGCAAAUUAGCAGUUAGCCAGUUUGUUCAUUUCUGAGCUGUUUUUGGGUUAAUCAAUCUCCACUUCCAUAAGACUGUAACUCAUGUCUCAGUAUUGAACUGUAAUAUUAUUCAACAACUGUUGUUGCACUUACUAUAUGACCAGAAGCAUGUGGACACUGCAAAAUGACAUCCAUACAUAAUUGCUAAACUUCUCAUUUCAAAACCAGAGGGCAUUAAUGUGCUGCUAUAACAGUCUCCACUCUUCAGGGAAGGCUCUCUACAAGAUUUUGGAUCCUGGCUGCAAGGAUUUUCUCACUUCAGCCACAAAAGCAUUAUUGAGGUCAGCCACUAUUGUUGGGUGUUUAGGCCUGGUUCACAGAUAUUCCAGCUCAUCCCAAAGGAGUUAGUGCGAACUGAGGUCAGGGCUUUGUACAGGCCAUUCAAGUCCUUCCACAGAAAACUGGCAAAAACAUCACUUUAAGGACUUUGGUUUGUACAAGGCAUUGGCAUGUUGAAACAAGAAAGUGUAUAUUUUUGUUUAAGCAUUGAGGUUCCCCUUAAUUUGAUCUAAUGGGCCCAAUCCUCACAAUGAAAGUACAUAUAAGUAUAUGACAGAGAUGUCCACAUACUAUGGAGUGCUGCAGGCAUGAAGUAUUUUUGUAGGCCAACCUGGAAUUUAGCAUCACCCUGGUUCCCUCAACAAAAAGCUUUUGGAUUACUGCAGAAAAUAAGCUCUGUGACAAACACAAAAUAUGAUACUGAUAGAUAAUCUUAACAAAUGAACACCACUUUUAUGAUUUAUGAAGCCUUAAUACAAUCUAAUCUCAAGGCUAUAAACAAACUACACCAAGACCACAUGACUUCAACGUCACCACCACUAAACUUCUAUAAGAGCCUUUGCUUUUACAAAGUUAGUAAUUAUUUGCAAAAGCUCGAGUAUAAACACAACAAGGCUGUAAAGGUGGACUGGUGAGAUGAUCGCUUUUCAUGUUCAGCAUGAUGACAUCUAACCUCUGGUGGAGUCUCAUUUAGCCCAUUCUUAACAACUGCCUUUUUUAAGACACGAAUGAGUUUAAAAAUAUCACAAGUGGGGUAUUAACUGAGGUAUUUUAUAGAAGUAGAAUACAACUUGGAAACAUCUGGAGCUUGUGUUAACCACAGACCUUAUUUCAGUCAUCUAACCACAAUCCCCAUUUGACCCAUUGACUAUGGGAUGAAGGAACCAGAGGAACAUUUUUCUGGUAUUUAGGACUCAUUCCUGCAGCACUCUAUUGGCCAUAUAAUGUAUAAUGUCACAACCACAUCAACAGCCUGUAGAAACGUGGUUUGUUUUUUGCCUUAUUCUGGCUGCAAAUUCCACUCACAAAUCAAAUCAAGUUUUAAUUUUUGGAACUGUUUUGAAAAUUGGCUUUGAUUUGAUCCACCACCAGCACUGACCUUAAUUCACAGAUGAGUCAUGUAACACUAGAGGAAGGUAUUCAGAUGGAAUAAACCUCUUCAUAUCAAUAUAAUUCACUGCUCUUCAGCCAGACCUCAGUCCUUCACCCACCCUGUAUUUAUUCAGACAACAUGUUCACAUUGUCUUUUCCAGCAGUGCCCUCCACAACGUAGCAGACAAACCAUAACAAAUGUUUAAAAAUUCAAUCUCUGCUUCAUACUACAACCACAGACUUUUGGGUUAAGUGCCUUGCUAAAGGGCACCCUGAUGGUUGAGGGAGUGGAGAGUGUCAGAUCUUUCUAACUGGUCCAUGAUUGCACACUCACUAACUGUAGAUAAUUUCCACCACAGACUCUUUCUGUCUCUCCAACACUGUGAAAUAUACUGUUAAGUUUUUGUUCACCUCCUGAAAUGUUUGUGUAUCUGACUUUAUAAAGUAUAAUGCAUCUCUUUUUCAUGUUUUAAGGGUGAUUAAGAGUAGUACUCUGUGAUGGAGAGAGCAGAAGUUAUGAGUGAUUCUCUGUAUCUUUGUCUUAUUUAAACUACCUUGUUUACAUCCAUUGUGGAAGAAGAAGCAGUGUUUCAGUACACACAUGUACCUUUUAUUCAUUCUAUAUGUCCACGCAUUUGUGCUAUUUUCUACAAAUGAAUAAAAGCACCACUGUAAAGAUGUUUUUAUGAGAUACAUUCAUUAGAAGGAAUUAGGUGAUUAAAAAAAAAACUAUAC